Pezoporus flaviventris is the source of this 771-nucleotide messenger RNA. RefSeq names its product histone H2A-IV. The record is from RefSeq and is a predicted model, not a curated record. NCBI's taxonomy places the organism in Eukaryota, Metazoa, Chordata, Aves, Psittaciformes, Psittacidae. Gene Ontology annotation, cellular component: nucleosome. The coding region runs from base 289 to 678 and encodes 129 amino acids. Gene Ontology annotation, molecular function: DNA binding; structural constituent of chromatin; protein heterodimerization activity. The transcript has a single exon.
ACAAAGCAAGCAUGAGCGCCCGUCCUUUAUAGGGACCGUAUGCAAAUUAGGGUUUCCUCAAGGCUUCGUUUCUAUUGGCUGAGAGCAGGUAUUUGCAAUUCUCGCUCUUAGUACUCCAUGGCUAUUGGUUAGAGUUCGAUCCCCGUUUCCAUUGGCUGUUUUUGCAGUGUUACCUUCUCAGCCUAUCGAAAUUGCCUCCUCUCGCCGAGAAGGGAUAUAAGGGCGCGGUGCGGAGCUGAUUUCAUUUCUUAAACGGGUCUUCGUUUUCGAUUUCGGGGUGUUGCGAAGAUGUCCGGGCGCGGGAAGCAGGGCGGGAAGGCGCGUGCCAAGGCCAAGUCGCGCUCUUCGCGGGCCGGACUGCAGUUCCCCGUGGGCCGCGUCCACCGCUUGCUGCGCAAGGGCAACUAUGCGGAGCGGGUGGGCGCCGGCGCCCCGGUGUACUUGGCAGCCGUGCUGGAGUACCUGACGGCCGAGAUCCUGGAGCUGGCGGGCAACGCGGCCCGCGACAACAAGAAGACUCGCAUCAUCCCGCGGCACCUGCAGCUCGCCAUCCGCAACGAUGAGGAGCUGAACAAAUUGCUGGGCAAGGUGACGAUCGCGCAGGGUGGUGUGCUGCCCAACAUCCAGGCCGUGCUGCUGCCCAAGAAGACUGACAGCCACAAGGCUAAAGCCAAGUGAUUACCCAAGAACAACGCCCGGCAGAGUAUUUUUUCCCCAGAGAAACCCAAAGGCUCUUUUAAGAGCCACCCACUGUAUCACUAAAGGGCUAAA